This is a messenger RNA of Onthophagus taurus, 2362 nucleotides long. It is a transcript of the gene PNPase, whose product is annotated as polyribonucleotide nucleotidyltransferase 1. The record is from RefSeq and is a predicted model, not a curated record. Gene Ontology annotation, molecular function: polyribonucleotide nucleotidyltransferase activity; RNA binding; 3'-5'-RNA exonuclease activity. Lineage: Eukaryota; Metazoa; Arthropoda; Insecta; Coleoptera; Scarabaeidae. Gene Ontology annotation, biological process: mitochondrial RNA 3'-end processing; mitochondrial mRNA catabolic process. Gene Ontology annotation, cellular component: mitochondrion; cytosol.
UGUUUAAAGUUCAAAUUUUAGGUUAGAAUUAAUAUUUUUGAGGUUAAGUCUGCAUAGUGCUUUCAAAAAAGAAAAAGAUGUUACCAAGAAUAAGAUUUUCAAAAUUAAUUAAUAAAAAAAUAAGUAAAAUUAAGCACCAUGGUAAGCUACGCAAGUAUAGCACGGAAUUUAAUGAAUGUGAAACGGACGUAGCUUUUUCUAAUGGUAUUAAUUUAAAGAUUUCUUCUGGAAAGUAUGCAAGAUUUGCUGAUGGUUGUGCUGUAGCUACGUUGGGUGACACUUCCGUAAUGGUUACGGCCGUUUCAAAAACGAAAUCCACUCCUAGUAAUUUUUUACCUUUGGUAGUAGAUUAUAAACAAAAAUCCGCCGCAGCGGGUAGAAUACCAACAAAUUUUUUUCGUAGAGAAUUAGGUCCGACAGAACGCGAAAUUCUAACAUCAAGAUUAAUUGAUCGAAGUUUACGACCGCUUUUCCCAGAAAAUUACAAUUUUGAAACACAAUUAAUGUGUAAUAUGUUGGCUGUAGAUAGUGUAAAUAACCCAGAUGUGAUUUCAAUAAACGCAGCAUCCGCAGCUUUAAGUUUGAGCGAUAUACCUUGGAAUGGUCCAGUCGGCGCUGUACGUGUGGGUUUAAUCGAUAAUGAAUUACUAAUAAAUCCAACUAGAAAGGAAAUGCAAUCUUCUGAUUUAAAUUUAAUUGUUACUGCAACAAAACAUAAUUUAGUUGUGAUGUUGGAAGCUCAAGCAAAUUGUGUACAUUUACCAGAAUUUACAAAAGCUAUAAAAAAAGGUACUCAAGAAGCUGUACUCGUUGUGAAUGCUAUUGAAAAAAUGCAAAAAAAAUUUGGUAAACCUAAACGAAAUGUUGAAACGCCAUCAAAUUUAUCAGCGGAAAUCACUGAAGCUUUAGAAAUAUUAUUAAAAACUAGAAUUAGAGAGAUUUUUCAAAAUUAUAAACAUGAUAAAUUAAGUAGAGAUUACGCUUUAAACGAUGUUAGAAAUGAUGUAUCAGAAAAGAUAAAAACAAGUUACCCUGAUGUUGAAUCAUCAUUAAUCAAUGAAGGAAUAAAUAAAGUAAUUAAAGAUGAAUUUCGUGAGUUAAUUUUCGAACAAAAUAUUCGAUGUGAUGGCCGCAGCCUUUCCGAUUUAAGAAACAUAACUUGCCAAGUAGACUUAUUUAAACCACUUCACGGAAGUGCUCUUUUCCAAAGAGGACAAACGCAAGUUUUUUGUACCGUUACCUUAGAUUCACAUCAAAGCGCUUUAAAAAUGGACUCUCUAUCAAUGUUAACAAGCGGUGUUAAAGAAAAAAAUUUUUUCUUACAUUAUGAGUUUCCGCCAUAUGCUACAAAAGAAACAGGUCGAGUUGGACCAAUUGGAAGAAGAGAAAUGGGUCAUGGAGCUUUAGCAGAAAAAGGAUUAAAUGCAACUUUACCAAAGGAUUAUCCAUUUACUAUUAGAUUGACUUCUGAAGUGUUAGAAUCAAAUGGUUCUAGUUCAAUGGCAAGUGUUUGUGGUGGUAGUUUAGCAUUAAUGGAUGCUGGAGUUCCUAUAAUUGCACCAGCUGCUGGUGUUGCAAUCGGUUUAAUGACAAAAUAUUCAAAUAACGAUACAAAACACAUGGAAGAUUAUCGAAUUUUAACAGAUAUAUUGGGUAUUGAAGAUUAUUUAGGUGAUAUGGAUUUUAAAAUAGCUGGUACGAAAAAGGGCAUAACCGCUCUACAAGCUGAUAUUAAAAUACCUGGUUUGCCAUUAAAAAUUGUAAUGGAGGCUGUUCAACAAGGUGUUGAAGCCAAAUCGAGAAUAUUAGAUAUAAUGCAUUCCUGUAUUGAUAAACCAAGACAAAAAUCGAAAGAUAAUUGGCCAGUUAGCGAAACGUUACAAAUAGAACCAAAUAAACGUGGGAAAUUACUUGGUGUCGGAGGUGUGAAUUUAAAGAAAAUAUUUUUAGAAACUGGAGUUCAAAUAAAUCAAGUUGAUGAUAACUCCUACGAAAUAUUUGCACCAAGUCAACAAGCUAUGAAUGAAGCUCAAGAAAUCAUUAAUAAUUUAUUAACAACAGAAAAGAUUCCAGAAUUAGAAUUUGGCGGAGUUUAUAAAGCAACAAUUGUGGAGCUGCGGGAUAUUGGGGUUAUGGUUACUUUGUAUUCGGGAAUGCCCCCCGCUUUGUUACAUAAUUCCCAAUUAGAUCAAAGAAAAGUUGCUCAUCCAUCAGCGUUAGGUUUAGAAGUUGGACAAGAGUUUCAAGUGAAGUAUUUUGGGAGAGAUCCAGUUUCUGGUUUAAUGAGACUUUCACGUAAAGUUUUACAAAGUGCUAGAUAGAUUUUUUUAAAUAAAAUUUUUAAUAAGUGUUAUGUAUUGUA